AUGGCUGCCGGCACAUUAACCUCGGACCAUGUGAAUUAUCUAAUUUGGAGAUAUCUGCAGGAGUCAGGCCACGGUGAUGCGGCUGUCAAGCUGCAGCGUGACUGGCUCUUAGAUCCCCAGACCCUUCCGUUCGCACAACAUAUCAAAACCCACGCCUUGGUAUCAUUAGUACAAAAAGGUCUCCAGUACCAUCAAAUCGAGCAAUCAUUAGACCAGCCCGGGGGUCGGAAAUCUUCGUCGGCGGCUACCCUACUAUUUUUCGGUACUGAAGCCGGUCGGGCAUCAUCUAUAGCGCAACAAGAGCAGAUUGAAGACGAGAGGGCAAGAUCCUCAAGCGCACGAAAACAUGGCCGGGAUUCUAAUACUAAUGGACUAUCCUUGGAUCUACCCCCACCGGCACCAGCAGCAAAACGGAGUCGGCGCAGUAAUGGUGACAUAUCCACCAAUGGCGAUCGAGGAGACGGCGACAGCAUGCAAAUCGACCAAAAUGGCUAUCAUUAUCAGAAUGAAGCACCGGUACCGGUAUCGCCGACUAAUUACUCCCCCGCAGAAGAUGGUCCAACGGCCAAUGGCAUGGACAUGGACAUGGACAUGGAUGAAGAUGCCGAUGCGCCUGGCAGCCCCGCCUCGGACAAUGCACCAUUAAUACAGACGCUCACCAACGGCGAAAGCAGAGGCGUUCAAAGCGACAAAGUGGCAGAACUCGGACCGCAAACGAGCAUUCUGACAGUAUCUGAAACAAGCCACGUGAUGCAUACUGCAUGGAACCCGAAAGAUCCAACUAUCCUUGCAACUAGUGGAGAGGCGCUAUGCCGUCUUUGGUACAUUUCAAGAUCGGCAGCUUUUGACGAUAAUCCUAACCACCAAUCAUAUGUCGACCUGUUCGAUUCAUCCCACCGCUCCUUCGUCUCUACUAUGGCAUGGGAUCCGACGGGCGAAAUACUCGCCGUCGCUACUCGCGAUGACAAUUCCGUCUGGGUCGGCGCAGUAAGUCUUUGGUCAAAGGCUGGAAAGGCACUCGACGAGCUACCAGCUGUCCAAGACUUGGUCCUCAGAUUGCGCUGGUCGCCUUCCGGCAAACAACUGCUAGGAAUCACCUCUUCCGGUGAUGCCACUUCCUCUUUGGCACUCUGGGACGUCGACUCGUCGCAAUCGAUGCCUCCCUACCAACUUCCCAGCGUCAUCACCGAUGCCGCUUGGACAUCGAAUAACCAAAUCACCAUCUGCGGCAAUAAUAUCAUCGCCUCAUCUCUCCUCGAAGACCAACGCAUCAUCGCACUGAACACUCGCUCUGAGCCAACAGCCCAACACGAUUGGUUUCACAUACGCUACGAUUCCCGCACCCACACUACCGCCCUCGCUGCUGAAGAUACACCGGUCCUUGGCCUCAUCGACUCAUCGGAUACCCUCCGUACCAUCACCGCACACGAAUCCGAAAUCACAGCUCUCGCCUAUCAACCUGUCACCAACCUCUCCGCUUACCCAGCCAGCGCUCCCCGCCUCCUUGCCACCUCCUCGCUGGACGGAUCCAUCAAAGUAUGGGACGCCAAGCGACCCUUCGAUCUGGUGCACACCCUCUCACUAGGCCACGCGGCACCCGCAAUAGCUAUGUCGUUUACUCCAGACGGUUACCUGGUCGCAGCAGCGAAUUGGAAUAGAGUGCUGAUCUGGAAUGCAGAAGCUGGAGGGUUGCCGAAGGCAACCUGGAAAGGUGUGCUGGGCAAAUUUCCCAAUGGUAUGCUUACCAAUGGGAAUGGAGCUAGCGAAGAGGAGGAUGAUUUUGGAGGCGAUGCAAACAGCUCUUUGAGCUGGGACGCCGAAAGUGGAAAGUUGGCAUUGGGGAUUGGCAAUAAGGUUGCGAUCAUCAACUUACGGCAUUGA
Molecule: messenger RNA, 1881 nt
Organism: Letharia columbiana
Lineage: Eukaryota; Fungi; Ascomycota; Lecanoromycetes; Lecanorales; Parmeliaceae
Exons: 5
Coding region: 1-1881 (626 amino acids)
Biological process (GO): regulation of transcription by RNA polymerase II
Cellular component (GO): Set3 complex
Molecular function (GO): protein binding; transcription corepressor activity
Source: RefSeq, a predicted model, not a curated record